CAGCCUCAACACCAUCUCUCCAUCACUAUCAUACCAAAGCCUUUAAGUAUUAAGUCCACUUCAAAACAACUCUUUUCCGAACCCUCAUAAUGACAACCGCUUGUCCUGUCGUUGGUACCACAAACGACGUCCUGCCCCCAAACCACCCGGAAGUCGAUCUCACAAAGGACGGUCAAACCUGUCCUGUUGUCGGAGCCAAGACCGAUCACCACCACAACCUGCACAAGCACCCGUCUGUUCAGAUUGAGAAUACUACCUCGCCGACUGCGACGGAAUGUCCUGCGUUGAAGCAGGUUGUUGCCCAGCCGAAGAGCAAGGCCAUGGACGAUGAGGUGUGCCCUGUUAUCGGGCCUGCUACGACUGUUCUGCCUCCGGACCACCCUGACACUACCAAGGCGAAGGAGGGAGAGGUCUGUCCCGUUACAAAGGCUACGGUGGCACAUCAUAAGGACAAGGUGCAUGUUCAUCCGAGCGUGCAGGGCGCAGAGAAGGGGGCGGUUUGCCCUGUUGCAGGCGUGAAGGUUUAGACAGCCUUCGAAAUUGAGAGCUACUGCCACCUGGCAAGUAUUAUGUCUUGGAGGCUUUCUGUGGGAUUAUGGUUGACGGUGCUGUUGUGGCGUUUAGUUUGGGGGAUGUAUGCUUAGUAAUCAACACCAGCCAGUUCAGCUGUCUUGGAUUUUGUUCUCCUCAU
Molecule: messenger RNA, 691 nt
Organism: Lindgomyces ingoldianus
Lineage: Eukaryota; Fungi; Ascomycota; Dothideomycetes; Pleosporales; Lindgomycetaceae
Exons: 1
Coding region: 90-527 (145 amino acids)
Source: RefSeq, a predicted model, not a curated record